AUGGACUUUGCAUCUGGGUCAAAUCCCCACGUCAAGCAGCCAAAUCUUCCUCUAUCUGCUCUAUGCAACUUCACGAUCUCCCAUCUCCUGCUCUGGCGAGUCGAAGCUAUUGUGAACGAGCGGAAGCGGUCUGCGAACAAGUCCGCCCUCCUAGCAAAUUAUCACGGAGGUUAUGGCGGGCUUUUCAUCUGCCAAAAAGCGGUGGAGAUCGCUCCGAGCUGGCGGACGGAAUUCAGCGAAGUCCAAGACUCGAGUGUGAAGUGGAUCGUAUCCAGUCGCAACUGGCCGAGCAUCGAGAAGGAUCUUGACAACGCGACGCGGAAAGUAAACCUGCGUCUUGAGCUGAAUGAAGAAUCCGUCUCCGCAGCUGUCACAACAUACGUCCGGGUCAAGGUGGAGGUGUUAGCGAAGCGAAAUAAAUACAGCAAUGACACGCGGGACGAUGUCGAGUGCUACUUGUCUGCGAACGCACACGGCACCUUCCUCUGGGUAGCCUUGGUCUGCAAACAGCUCGCCAACGCCUCAGAAUGGGAAGCUAAGGAAUUGUUGACAACAAUUCCACCUGGACUCGACGCACUCUAUAGACGGAUGAUGGACCAGAUCUACCACUCGAGCCAUGCUAACCUUCUUCAAAGAAUAUUAGCUGUCAUCUCAGUCGUUUGCCAACCGAUUACAUUGGACGAACUGCCGGCACUCGUGGAUACGCCCAACCGCGUUCCUGGCAAUGACAAACAUCUCGCAGAUAUUGUAGGGCGUUGCGGCUCUUUUCUGAAGCUCCGCGAUCGCGAACGCACUAUAUCUUUCGUCCAUCAGUCCGCCAAGGACUUUUUGCUCAAACAGGCGCGCGAUGAGAUCUUCCCUUCUGGGAUAGAAGACGUACACCGUACCAUCUUCUCGCGAUCGCUUGGUGUCAUGGGGAUAACAUUGCGACGCGACAUCUACAACCUUGGCGCUCCUGGGUUCUCUAUCGACAAAGUCAGACCACCCGAUCCAGAUCCGCUCGCCGCAGUACGGUACUCGUGCGUAUACUGGAUUGACCAUCUGCGUGAUUAUGGCGGAUCGAUUGAUACCUUUUUGCGCGAGAAAUAUCUCCACUGGCUUGAGGCUCUCAGCCUCCAGAAAAGCCUAGCAAAUGGGGUAGCUUCAAUGCUGAGCCUUGAGGGUUUGUUUAAGGCAGGAAAAGAGACAUCACAUCUCAUCAAUCGAGUCCGAGAUGCAUGUCGGUUUAUCCUCUACCACAAGUGGGCAAUUGAGAACAGCCCUCUUCAGGUGUACGCUUCCGCACUUGUAUUCAGCCCGGCCCGUAGCAUAACGAGGAAUCAGUUCAAGAAUGAGGAGCCCAAAUGGAUCAUCCGAAAACCGACCAUGGCGGACAAUUGGAGCGCAUGCCUACAGACACUCGAGGGCCAUAGCGCCUUCGUCUACUCCGUGGCCUGGUCGCACGAUGCGACCUGGCUGACGUCGGCGUCAUGCGACAAGACCGUCCAGAUCUGGGAUCCGGCGACCGGCCAGUGCGUGUCGACGCUCGAGAUCGGUCGCACCCUUUACAAUCUCGAGUUUCAUGAAUCUAACCGUGACCUUCUACCGUGCCACGAGAAGGUGCUGGCGUACUUGCCGCCUGAUUACCGCUCCUGCUUUUACCUGCUUAUGUCUCUGGUCCUGUUAUAUGUCUAUGGUCACGCCAGAGCACUCCCGGCCAGCACUCAGAGUCUGGUCUUGUCAAUUUUGCAGAUGUCGAUGGUCCAGUUGCGCCGAGGCGUGACGAUCUGGAAAUAG
This is a messenger RNA of Parathielavia appendiculata, 1776 nucleotides long. RefSeq lists its product as uncharacterized. The transcript is spliced from 8 exons. Gene Ontology annotation, molecular function: protein binding. The record is from RefSeq and is a predicted model, not a curated record. NCBI's taxonomy places the organism in Eukaryota, Fungi, Ascomycota, Sordariomycetes, Sordariales, Chaetomiaceae. Bases 1 to 1776 code for a protein of 591 amino acids.